AUGAUUAAGCACAGCAGCUACCAACCACACCACACCACACUACAUUUCUCACGCGCAAAUCGUCUCGUGGUUCCUUUCUUCCCCUCCGUCCACCCAAAGCUUCCGCUCUUCGAAUCGGUCCUCCAAUCCAUGGCGACGCUCGCCCUGCCGCCCACCGCCGCCACCCUGCCGGCCGAGGAAGACCCGCGCGCAGGCGAGAAGCCAUCUGCCGACGACUCUGCCGCGGAUCCGAGCGACAUCGACUCCGGGUGGGUUUUCCUCGGGAAGUCUGAUGUAGUGCCGGCGGACCAGGCCGCGGCCGCCAUCGAUGCCGCGGGUCACCGACGCCUCGGCUUCUCGCCACUGCCGAUGUUACCUAUCUGGGUGCAGAUGGUGCUCGGAGGCGUAGUCUACACGGCCGUGCCGUUCUACAAGAGGGCCAGACAGCUUGAAGACAAGGCGAUUGAAAACGUGGAAACUGCUUUGGAUGUUUUGGAGCGUGCCUCUGAGGUGACGGAGAAGUUCGCUGCUAAUGUGGCCAAUUCCCUACCGGAGGAUGGGUCCCUGCACAAGUUGGCCGAGGAGCUUGAGUACAUUGCGGAGGAAGUCGAUAAGGAUGCACACAAGGCUGAAGUCAUGAUUAAGAAGAUUGAAGCGCUCAGCGACAAGAUCGACGCCGCGGUGGAGCCUGUCAUCGAAAACCCCGAGGAGGAGUUCAAGCCAAAUCCAGCAUCCCACGCUGGAUCAGACGCCGAGAAAUGA
Molecule: messenger RNA, 741 nt
Organism: Triticum turgidum subsp. durum (durum wheat)
Lineage: Eukaryota; Viridiplantae; Streptophyta; Magnoliopsida; Poales; Poaceae
Source: the annotation of a GenBank genome assembly